CCCGCGCGCCCCGCCCGCGCCCUGUGCCUCCGCCCGGCUGGCCGGCGGGGGAGGGGGCAUGAGCCGGCGCCCGCGCGCCGCCGGGAGCUGCGGGCCGGCCUAGACCCCGCGCGGGCCCCGCGCCCCAGCCGCUGACGCCGCCGAGCUCCGGGAGCUGCGAUGCAGCGGCCGGGGGAGCCGGGCGCAGCGCGCUUCGGGCCGCCCGAGGGCUGCGCCGACCACCGGCCGCACCGCUACCGCAGCUUCAUGAUCGAGGAAAUCCUCACUGAGCCUCCGGGGCCCAAGGGCGCCGCUCCCGCCGCCGCCGCCGCCGCCGCGGGCGAGCUGCUCAAGUUCGGCGUGCAGGCGCUACUGGCGGCGCGGCCCUUCCACAGCCACCUGGCCGUGCUGAAGGCCGAGCAGGCGGCGGUGUUUAAGUUCCCGCUGGCGCCGCUCGGCUGCUCCGGACUGGGCUCGGCGCUGCUGGCCGCGGGGCCUGGGCUCCCCGGCGCGGCGGGCGCUCCGCACCUGCCGCUGGAGCUGCAGCUCCGCGGGAAGCUGGAGGCGCCAGGCGCUGGGGAGCCGGGCACCAAGGCCAAGAAGGGGCGUCGGAGCCGCACCGUGUUCACCGAGCUGCAGCUGAUGGGCCUAGAGAAACGCUUUGAGAAGCAGAAGUACCUCUCCACGCCGGACAGAAUAGAUCUCGCCGAGUCCCUGGGUCUGAGCCAGUUGCAAGUUAAGACGUGGUACCAGAAUCGAAGGAUGAAGUGGAAGAAAAUAGUGCUACAGGGCGGCGGCCUGGAGUCUCCCACCAAGCCCAAGGGGAGGCCAAAGAAGAACUCCAUCCCCACGAGCGAACAGCUGACGGAGCAGGAGCGCGCCAAGGAGGCGGAGAAGACGGUGGAAGCGCCAGGCGAGGCCGGCGACCGGAGCCACGAGGACUGAGCGCGGCAGAGGGUGCGGGCCCAGGGAACCCCAGCGCAGUCGGCGGCUCCCAGAAUCCGCCGAAAGCCGCGAGUCGGCCCUUCUACGUCCACGCCGUUUGCUUUCUAAACUUUUUAUUAUUACCUUGAAUGCGGACAGUUAGGGGCCAAACAAGGACAGACCCUGAAGCCAAACCGAGGCCUCAGUGCGCUCGCGGGCCUUAGUCUGGAAACUCACAUCAGACUCGGCAGAAGGUCGCCUCCGCUCGGAGCUCAGCGGCGCCAGGCGCUCCACGCGCGUUCACGCCCCGCUCCUCUCCUGCACCCCCCACUCGCCUCUGGCCGGCCCCCGGGCUCAGACGCCUCCGGGCACACACGCGCUUCCACGCGUCGGGGACCCCGCGGCCCGGCGCAGGCCACCACGGCUGGAGAUGGCGCCCAGACAAACCGACGUCGCUGGGGCCCCUACCCCUCUCUUACGAAGACGGUGAUUUUUUUUUUUCCAAUAAAAUAUUUUAUGACACA
Bubalus bubalis (water buffalo) is the source of this 1427-nucleotide messenger RNA. It is a transcript of the gene BARX1, whose product is annotated as BARX homeobox 1. Gene Ontology annotation, biological process: regulation of transcription by RNA polymerase II. The record is from RefSeq and is a predicted model, not a curated record. Gene Ontology annotation, molecular function: DNA-binding transcription factor activity, RNA polymerase II-specific; RNA polymerase II transcription regulatory region sequence-specific DNA binding. Gene Ontology annotation, cellular component: nucleus. The transcript is spliced from 4 exons. Lineage: Eukaryota; Metazoa; Chordata; Mammalia; Artiodactyla; Bovidae. The coding region runs from base 160 to 924 and encodes 254 amino acids.